Molecule: messenger RNA, 301 nt
Organism: Staurois parvus
Lineage: Eukaryota; Metazoa; Chordata; Amphibia; Anura; Ranidae
Source: the annotation of a GenBank genome assembly
UCAUGCUGCUGCCAGGUCCAGAGUCUCUCAUGGGUCCCUGUACGGCCUCCCAUUGCUGCUGUCUCCAUCGCCACACUCUGCCAUGUGCCCACUUUCAGGUCUCCUCACACUGCUGGUGUGUUACAUUUUUUGUCAUAGGGUGCUGGCAGAUUACGGGCCUCCCAUAGCUGCUGCCAGGCCCCUAAUCUGCCAUGGGCCCCUGUACCGCCUCCUCAUGCUGCUGCCAGGUCCAGAGUCUCUCAUGGGUCCCUGUACGGCCUCCCAUUGCUGCUGUCUCCAUCGCCACACUCUGCCAUGUGCC